This is a messenger RNA of Phaedon cochleariae (mustard beetle), 495 nucleotides long. The record is from the annotation of a GenBank genome assembly. Lineage: Eukaryota; Metazoa; Arthropoda; Insecta; Coleoptera; Chrysomelidae.
AUGGCCGACGUCCUCGACAUAAACGACGCCGUCGACAUCGACGUGGAAGACGACGGCGAGCAGAGCGUCCUCCGCCUCAAAGACAAAGUCGUGAGACGCAAGGGCCGCGGCUUCGGCCCCGGCGAGGGCCGAGAGCACGAAAAAAUAAGGGGCUACGAGUCCAUUGAAGCCGGAGAACACGGCGACGAACCAGGGCCCCAAAAAUCCGUGGAAGGCUGGAUUCUGUUCGUGACCUCUGUCCAUGAAGAAGCCACCGAGGAUGACCUCAACGAGAAGUUCUCAGAGUACGGUACCAUCAAGAACAUCAGCAUCAAUUUAGACAGGCGGACGGGGUUCUUGAAGGGGUAUGCUUUGAUUGAGUAUGGGAGCUAUGAGGAUGCUGCUAGUGCUAGAGAGGCCCUGAAUGGGUCGGCUCUGUUGGGGCAGACGAUAGGGGUGGACUGGUGUUUCGUUAAGGGGGCCAAAAAGUCGAAGAAACGCAGCAGGAGGCAUUGA